This is a messenger RNA of Clupea harengus (Atlantic herring), 1624 nucleotides long. It is a transcript of the gene tnfsf14a, whose product is annotated as TNF superfamily member 14. The record is from RefSeq and is a predicted model, not a curated record. Gene Ontology annotation, cellular component: membrane. Lineage: Eukaryota; Metazoa; Chordata; Actinopteri; Clupeiformes; Clupeidae. Gene Ontology annotation, molecular function: tumor necrosis factor receptor binding. The transcript is spliced from 4 exons. Bases 361 to 1059 code for a protein of 232 amino acids. Gene Ontology annotation, biological process: immune response.
AGGAGGAGGCAGUCAAAGAUGUUUUAACGCCCUGAGCAUGGACACUUCCUCUCAUGCCCUCUCUCUGUCAGAUGCCUAAGAACCUGGGUGGUGGUUCUGUUCUUGUUUCCUCUUGAUGGACCAAAAAAAGGAUUUAACUCACCGUGUCAUUUAUCUGGAUUCCAUGACCUUUGUUUUCAGAGGUCAGGAGAUCUAACUGAUUGUAGACGAUUUCUGGAAGAAUACUUUCACCAUUUUGUUUGUAAAGAAAGUUUCUUAUCGCCAUUUCAGGGAUCAGGAGCGGCUCUUUCCGUAUUCUUGUGAGGAGAGGGUUUUCUUUUUUUAAAUCAUUUUCAGGCAGGCGGAGAAUUUGUUUUGAAAAUGGCAGCACCUGGCAACAUGUAUCCCAAUGUGUUUAUGGUGGACACUCAUACAGCCUAUCCCCCGCCACUGCCACCCAAGCCGAUCCGCUAUCGCAAGAGGAGUGUGGUUCAACCUAUGCUUCUUGCGCUGGUGGCUUUGGCCCUCUGUGGCAUGGUAGUGGAGGCCUGCUUCAUCUAUAGGCUGUACUCCAAACACCCCCAGAGCGAAGACACACAAGACACACAACAGGCAUCACGUCAAGAUAAACCAAUACCAAAACCACAACCAAACCCAGUUGUAUUACCUUCAAAACCUCUGGCACAUAUGGCUGGUGGUCAGAGACAUGCUGCUGAUGGACUCAUGCUUUGGAAUAUUGAAGGUGAGACCAUCUUACAUGAAAUGGAAUACAAAGAUGGCGUCCUCACUAUUCAGCAGGAGGGGUACUACUUUGUUUACUCCAAGAUCUACUUUGUGGAGACUCAUAAGACUGCACAUUUGCAUUCUGUGGUUAGGACCACCACCCGUUACUCUGGGGAGAUGGUGCUUCUGAUGUCGAGGGAAUACCGAUCCAAUCCAGCCAAAAAUGUUAGAACAAAUAGUUACUUAGGAGGCAUGUUCCACUUCUUCAAAAAUGAUACUAUAUUUGUAAGGGUAAACAAUACCCAGGUCAUACUAUCAACCCCAGCAGAGAACUACUUUGGUGCCUAUAUGGUGUAGACAAAGUGGCAUAAACAGUUGGCUUGGUGCCUAUAUGGUGUAGACAAAGUGGCUUAAACAGUUGGCUUGUUUGCAUCAGUUUACUUUGUAUGUAUGUUUGCACUCCAAUGGUUGUCUUUUACAUAAACAUCACAGCGCAUCUUAUUUGCUAUUCCAAUAACUGCCUAUAAAAAAUGCUACCAAAGACAUGCUACCUGAGAUGGGGAAAUUGACAAUUAAUUUAUUUGGCAUUUGAGUUUCAAACGGAGUUUCUUGGACUUAAUGGCUGUUUUGCAUCCUAUUUAUGGUUAGUUUGCAGUAGCUUUUAAUCUCUCCAUUUAUUACAAUGUUCUUUUACUUGUGCAAAUGUUCUUACAUGUGAUCAUAAAUAUACCUGGAAAAACGUAAAUAUACUCUGGUAUUUGAAUGUAUAUUUUUUAUCUGUAAAGAGUAAUGUUGCACUCCAUGCUGUGUUUGAGGAUGGUUUGAGCACUUUAGGAUUUCUGAUUGUUUCUAUGUUAGAGCGAUCAUACAGAUUUCAGACUUGCACUUUGAUUAUGUAAAUAAUAAAGUACAUAUAGGCUCA